AUGCCUCGUUUGAGUAGUGCACGUGGUGAUGUCGAUCGCGUUUUACAGAGAUUCAAAUUUUUGAAGAAAGGAUUCGUGCAGUUUCAAAAAGCAUUAAGCAAAAUAGAUCGUACUAGCCCGCGCGAUAUAAUGAAAUUAAAGAUUAGAAUUUCCAAAAUCGAUAAGGAUUUAGCAAAAUUAGAGGAGAUGGAAGAGAAUCAGUUAGGCGAUUCGUACGCGAGUGCGUUGCGAGGAUCUCACGCGUUGCGAAGAUUACACGCGUUAAAGCGGUUAUUGUCGGGCGAGCCGGAAAUUAUAAAUGAAUACAUUAAAUUCUUAUGCGAAUAUGAAGAACUAGGUCACAUGACAAGGAUAGAAGGGGGACCCCACGAAGAUAGAUUUUAUAUACCGCAUCAUGCUGUAAUAAAGCAUAUUAGUCUUACGACCAAAUUGCGAGUAGUGUUCGACGCGUCGGAAAAAACCGGCAACGGAAAAUCUUGGAAUAACGUACUAAUGGUUGGUCCAACCAUACAGGAUGAUCUGUUUACACUCUUAGUAAGAUUUAGUUCACGCGCUAUCGCUAUUACCGCGGACAUCGCGAAGAUGUAUCAGAAGAUAAUAAUGGACCCGCGCGAUCGCAAAUACCAAACUAUACUUUGGCGUCGGCAGGAAAGUGAGCCCGUCAAAGCAUAUAAAUUAAAUACAGUAACUUAUGGAACCGCCUGUGCGACGUUCUUAGCAUCGCGUAUUUUACAUCAACUCGGGAGCGUUGAAGUUCACCGAUUCCCGAGAGCUGGCAUCGUUCUUAAAGAGGAUUUCUAUGUAGACGACCUGUUAACCGGAGCGCGUACAGUUAGGGAAGCAAAGCGAGUCCGCGACGAAUUAAUAAGGAUAACCGCAGAGGCAGGCAUGCAUUUUCAGCAAUAG
Messenger RNA from Polistes canadensis, 906 nucleotides. RefSeq lists its product as uncharacterized. Lineage: Eukaryota; Metazoa; Arthropoda; Insecta; Hymenoptera; Vespidae. Bases 1 to 906 code for a protein of 301 amino acids. The record is from RefSeq and is a predicted model, not a curated record. The transcript is spliced from 2 exons.